Quercus lobata is the source of this 1338-nucleotide messenger RNA. Its product is annotated as probable protein phosphatase 2C 51. The record is from RefSeq and is a predicted model, not a curated record. Gene Ontology annotation, biological process: protein dephosphorylation. The transcript has 6 exons. Lineage: Eukaryota; Viridiplantae; Streptophyta; Magnoliopsida; Fagales; Fagaceae. Gene Ontology annotation, molecular function: cation binding; protein serine/threonine phosphatase activity. The coding region runs from base 187 to 1257 and encodes 356 amino acids.
CGAGCAGUCGAGCACUAUAUAUAGUUGUAUACGCUUAAAAAUUCAAUCGGAAACUGACAGAGAGAGAGAGUCCGAGUCAUUCACACUGACUCACUCACUCACUCUAUCACCGUCGCAAUCAAAUCGUUCCUCUCAGGACUCAAUUCAUAGCCCAUUGACCAGGAGUAAAUUUCUAUUGUCCACUUCAUGAUGAAAGGUUUUAAAAUUUCAAUACUCUGGUUAGGAAUUUCUGUUCUUGCAAUUCCAUCUUCAUAUGGAGUAUCUGUAUCAUGUAUGAUGGCAUAUGACGAAGGUGGCAUUUCUAAUGUGUUGGAGUCUCCUGAAUGUUCUGAGUGGGUUCUUUCCACUGAAUCUCUUCAAAAUAAGACUUUGAACUGCCAGUCUGCCACACUUCAGGGACAUAGGGACUACCAAGAAGAUUGUAUCUUAUGUCAUCCUGAUAUGAAAAUACCACGCCUUGGAAAAAGUGGUCUUGAGGAGGGUAAAGUUGGUGUUAUGGCAGUAUUUGAUGGUCAUGGUGGUAAGGAAGCUAGUGAGAUGGCUUCAAAACUUCUGUUGGAUUACUUUUACAUGCAUGCUUUAUUCAGCUCGUACAAGCUACUGACACAGUACAAGGGAGUGUUACCUGUAACUGAUGAUGAAAUCACACAUUUGAAAAUACUAAAAGAAGCAUUGUUGAAUACAAUUCAAGAAAUUGAUUUCAAAUUUUCUCAGGAGGCUUUUCAAAAGAAGAUUUUCUCAGGAUCCACAGCCACUGUGGCUCUUCUUGUUGAUGGGAAGAUUUUAAUUGCCAAUGUUGGUGACUCAAAGGCCCUUUUAUGCACAAAGAAGAUUCGGUCUGACAACAUGACAACUAGUCUUUCAGUCACUAAACUAACAGAAGAUCACCAUCCAGAUAGAGAUGAUGAAAGAGAUCGAAUUGAAGCAGCUGGUGGUUCUGUUGUUAGUGUUUGGGGUGUGCCUCGAGUCAAUCGAAUACUCACUUUGUCCAGAGCCAUUGGUGAUGUGUAUCUAAAGAGAUUUGGUGUUAUAGCUGUGCCUCAAGUGACAGGUUGGCAACCUCUAGAUGCUAAUGAUAGAUUUCUGGUGGUUUCGUCUGAUGGUAUUUUCGAAAGCUUGACACCGCAAGAUGUGUGUGAUCUUAUAAAUGAUUCAAGUUCAUGCUCGCCCUUAUCCUCAUUGGGCGAUUGCAUUGUAAAUACAGCAUUUGAGAAAGGUAGCAUGGAUAAUUUGUCAGUUAUUGUAGUUCCAUUAUGAUGUUUUAUUUAUUUGUAUUUUUUGUUGUUGUUGUGAACUUGUUGGUAGAAAGAUAUCAGAAUUAGAUAGGCUUUUGCCAAA